AUGUCCAAGACGACGACGACGACAAAAGCGCCUAGUCCGGCUAUUCCAAGGGCUGACAAUGCCCAACAAGGCGACAAUUUGCUCACUGCAUUGGUCUCUGGUUGCACUGCCGCUGCAUUUACUGCUACAGUUACCUACCCAUUUGAUUUUAUAAAAACUCAACAACAAAUCAAUAAUGACGCAUACAUGAAGAAAUGGAAUAUUCCUGGAAAUUACCCAGCUACAUUGGGCCAAAUGUAUAAAGGUGGAAGUGCAUUAGUGUUGGGAGCAGUUGUCAAGAAUGGGGUUAGGUUAGUUUCGUACAAUUGGGCAUCCAAAUUUAUGUCCAUUGAUUCCCACCAUGGUGAAACAAACAAGACAACGGCACCACGUAUUGUUAUUGCUGGUAUAAUGAGUGCAACAAUUGAAACCGCUUUUUUGAUACCGUUCGAAAACAUUAAAAUUACAAUGAUACAGAAUCAAUCAUUAAAGAAUGAAUUGACUAGAACAAAGGAUAUUGGCUAUGACAUCACGGGAACUAAAGUAGGCCAUCACUCACACCAUCAUCAACAACAUAGUCCUCACGCACCAACAGCUAAGUCCAUUUUUGCACGUCAAUAUGUGUCACCCAAUUCGUACUAUUCUGCUGAAAUAUUGGAUACCAAGAAGCAUAAAGGUCGUUUUCUGACUCCAAUUCCUAAAGGUGUACAAAACAUGGAAAGUUUGAAAGUCCACUACAAUAAGCACCCGUCUUUGACUUUAUUCGGUACCGUUAAGGAAAUGUACAAAUUGAAAGGGAUAAGAGCUUUUACUGCUGGUACCUUCAUCACCUACACGCGACAAAUUGCACUUUCAUGGGUUUGGUUUUCCUCGUAUAAUGCCAUGCGACAAUUGAUCAACCCCCACCAAACUGAAAACGCAUGGUUUGGACAUAAUCAUACUCUCGUGCAACUGCUUGGAUUACACACCAUAUCAUCGUUUGCCGUUAUUGCCGUCACUCAGCCAUUGGAUGUUGUCAAGACCCAUAUGCAGCUGAAAAAUGGGAAAGCAAUUUACAGAGACUCUUUGAGCACAGCUUACAAGUUGUUUAUGAAGCAAGGACCAUUGGCUUUAUUUAAAGGUGCACUUCCUAGAUUUGUCAAAGUCUUGGUUAGUGGCGGAAUGACUGGUAUUAUCUAUGAAUAUGUUGAGAAUGUGGUUAAUGCUGCUGGUGGCCAAGCAAUGUUUAAGCUUGAGUAA
Messenger RNA from Lodderomyces parapsilosis, 1218 nucleotides. RefSeq lists its product as uncharacterized. The transcript has a single exon. Bases 1 to 1218 code for a protein of 405 amino acids. Lineage: Eukaryota; Fungi; Ascomycota; Pichiomycetes; Serinales; Debaryomycetaceae. The record is from RefSeq and is a predicted model, not a curated record. Gene Ontology annotation, biological process: mitochondrial citrate transmembrane transport.